Spodoptera littoralis (African cotton leafworm) is the source of this 1767-nucleotide messenger RNA. The record is from the annotation of a GenBank genome assembly. Lineage: Eukaryota; Metazoa; Arthropoda; Insecta; Lepidoptera; Noctuidae.
AUGACAAGUGCAUAUGAGAAAUGCACAGCCAAAGAUGGAGCUCGACCUUACAAAUGUUGCGACUACGCAAACAAAAUUUCUUCAAAUUUACAUCAUUUCAAAAAAGAUGGAAGAUUUUGUGAUAUAGAUUUAAUAUCAGGUUCCACAAGAAUUAAGGCCCAUCGGGUAGUACUAGCAGCAAGCUGUGCAUAUUUUGAUGCUAUGUUUAAUGUGGGUUUAGAAGAAACACAAAAGGGAUAUGUUGCUUUGCCAAGUGUUCCCCCUGAUAUACUUCCAAUGAUAAUUGAUUUUAUUUAUACAGGUGAAAUAGUAAUUGACAAGAGUACUGUCCAACAUUUAUUGAUUGCUGCUGAUAUGCUUCAACUAAGAGAACUUGUAACAGGAUGUGGGGAGUUCCUUAGGAGAGAAUUACACCACACAAAUGCUCUAGGAAUAUUUAGGUUUGCAGAAGCUCACAACUGCAUUGAAUUGGUAAAAGAAGCACUAGAGCAUGUUCAAGCCAACUGGAACAUAGUAUCUAAUGGUGAUGAGCUUUUAGAAUUACCAUUACCACAGCUAAUAACAUUGCUUUCUUCUGAACAAUUAAAAGUUGACAGUGAAGCUCAGGUUCUAUAUGCAGCACUACGAUGGCUAGAGCAUGAGCCAGCAUGUCGCAGACGGCACUGUUUCGAAGUACUUAGUCACGUACGACUGCCACUUAUUUCGCCACAAGUUUUAGAUCAAGCUAUCAAAAAUGUACAAGAUCCUUCUAUUGCUGUCGCUCUUAAAACAGCGAGAGUUGAUAUGAAAACUCGUCGUGGUGCCUUGGUAUCUUUGUUGGUGGAACCACGUCAGCGAGCACGGCGUAUAUUACUUCUAGCCGGAGGGUCAUGCCGAGACAAAGCUGCGCACCCACCACUAUCGACACACUACAAUCAAGACAACAUUCUCUCUUCAGUGCUAAAAUUUGAUCUACAUAAACGAGAAUGGGAGGAGCUUUCACCAAUGGGUAUAGCACGAAUCCAGCCAGGUGUGGCCACUUUAGGAGGGCGGGUUUAUGCCGUCGGGGGUGAACAAGGAAGUCAAAUACUUGCCAAUGGUGAAGUAUACGAUCCUCAGACUGAUAAAUGGUCAAAUAUUUCUCCAAUGAAAGAAGCACGAUGUGAGUUUGGUCUGACAGGUUGGAAUGGCAAUUUAUAUGCUUUUGGAGGCUGGGUGGGAUCAGACAUGGGCUCUUCUGUUGAAGUGUAUGAUCCAGUCGCAGAUGAGUGGACGUUGGUGGGUAGAAUGCCCGAGCCAAGAUUUGGAAUGGGUGUUAUUAAUUUUGAAGGUCUAAUAUACAUAGUCGGUGGAUGUACUCACACUUGGCGACACACAAGGGAUUUAUUAUGUUAUCAUCCGGCAUCUCGUAAAUGGCACUCUCUGAAACCAAUGCACCACGCUCGUAGUCAGGCUGCCGCGGUCGUUCUCGACAACUACUUGUAUGUCAUCGGCGGCAACGCGCCAAGGCGCACAGUUCUCACGUCAGUAGAACGUUACAGCUUUGAUGAGGGAAGUUGGGAAGAAGUUGCGAGUUUGAAGGAGGCCCGGGCCGGGUGUGCGGCGGGGGCGGCGGAGGGCGUGCUGGUGGUGGCGGGCGGCGACAGCGAGAGCGCGGGCGAGCGCGCCUUCUACCGCGCGCGCACCACGCUGGCCAGCGUCGAGCUGUACGAGCCGCGCGACAACGCCUGGCGCGCAGGCCCGCCGCUGCCGCACUCGCGCGCCGAGGCAGGCGCUGCCCUGCUCUGA